Molecule: messenger RNA, 1029 nt
Organism: Lobosporangium transversale
Lineage: Eukaryota; Fungi; Mortierellomycota; Mortierellomycetes; Mortierellales; Mortierellaceae
Product: acyl-CoA N-acyltransferase
Exons: 4
Coding region: 276-893 (205 amino acids)
Biological process (GO): positive regulation of protein catabolic process
Cellular component (GO): nucleus; cytoplasm
Molecular function (GO): ornithine decarboxylase inhibitor activity
Source: RefSeq, a predicted model, not a curated record
CAUUCAUCUUUUCGAUCGAAAUCUUUCACAAACUACACCAAAAAAGCUUAUCAAAUUCAUAUUUGUUCUUUAUUCUUUAAGUGAACAAUUAUUUUUAUACUUCUUACACCAAUCAAAAUCUUCUCUUCCUAGUUCCCACUUUUUCCACACCGCUCAGCGAAGACAGCAAACCAACAUGGAGGGCCUCAAACAGUUUAAUAGUAAUAAUAAUAAUUCGAUAUUUAACUAUCCAUUGGACAACUAUACGAACUCCAUUCGUCCAGUGCAGAAGUCCAAUGUCUUGGCUGUUUGCCUUGUUAAUGAGGCCAGCAAGGGAUCUGAAUGCUAUGUUUAUUCAACUUUGGAAGGCAGAGGCCAGUGGCGGCCCUGACAUCCCUAUUAAUGAUUGCGCGACAAAGCUCACAGGCCUGAGUGGCAGAAGGGCCUGUGAGCCAAGUCGCCGGGCCGGUGUCUCGGAGGAGCAGAUUGCUAAAUUUGUAAGAGAGAUGAAGCAAUACCGCUCCUCGACCAACGAUGGUGCCGUCCACCCCCCACUUGUAUGUCUAGAAAAGGAAGAGGAAGAGCAACUGAAGGAUGUGAAUAUUGAGGCAACAUUGACGAUUACAUCGAAUGAUUCUAAAGAAAAUACUUGGCUUGGAUUUGUGUCCGAGGGUUCUUUGUUCUUGAAGGGUGAUGGAUGGGAUGAUAUGGAUAUUCGAGAGAGUGUCGUGGCCGCGCUUGACCUUGCGGAAGAGCAGCUCGGUUGUCGAUCGGUCCAUCUCUGUCUAGAAAAGAACAACCCCAAUCUUGCCAAACUCGUGCGCACCUUAAUGUACGCUGGGUUCGAGAUGGUGCAUCCAUCCAUUUUGGCAAAUGCGGAUCCCAAGUUUCUAGUCCUUGGUAUGGAUUUGUAAACCAAGAAAAGAAAGCAGUUUCUAGAAGAUUUUCCGUAAAUUCUUUAUUCCUAUUCUAUUUCUGUCUGCCUAUUUGCGGUGUUUCAUUGGAACCCUCAUUAUGUUGCAUGUAAAAUUUUGCAUGUAUUUUUUUUUU